GCCAUACAGGAAUCUCUGCUGUCCGCAUCGCGCCUGUUUUUUUUUCCCUCUCGUGCUGUUAACUUUCUUAUUAAAACUUUCUUACUGUUUUGGAUGGAAUUAUAUGUGAUUUAUAUUAUAUUAGUGCAAAGGAAUGAACAAACUGUCGACUAGACAACAAACUCUGAGGAAUUUGAAUGUUUAGUUUAAACGCGCGUGAGGAGAAAGGAAUUCAAAUUUUUAUUCAUUUUUAAUCCGCGUGCGUUUCAAUCAAUAACGGAAUUAACGGUCGCUCUGGAUUAGCUUCAUGCUACACAUCAUCAGAAUGAGGAAUUUUGGGAUGGAGCUGCUCCUCAUGAUGCUCACCUCAGGUGUGUGGCUCAUCCCAACAUGUGACGCUCAAGAAUGCGGAAGGCCUCUUGUGGGAACUCGGAUCGUAGGAGGCAGUGAGGCGCGAGACGGGGCGUGGCCGUGGCAAGUGGACAUCCAGAUGGGAACAAGCGGCCAUGUCUGUGGAGGAUCCAUCAUCUCCAGUGACUGGGUUCUGUCUGCGGCACACUGUUUUCCCAACCCAUCAGAUGUGUCCUCAUACCAUCUCUACAUGGGUCGCUAUCAGCUCGACGGCACUAACCAGUUUGAGACGUCGAGAGAAGUGAAGAGGGUGGUGGUGGCACACGGGUACUCGACCCCUCAGGAGGGCAGAGACGUGGCACUCGUAGAGCUGAGCUCGCCGCUCGCCUGGACGUCCCACAUCCAGCCCGUGUGUCUUCCCAACGCCGACUUCCAGUUCUACGCUGGAACCAUGUGCUACGUCACAGGCUGGGGGGACACACAGGAGGGAGUCUCGCUGUCUGGAGUCGGGACGCUACGGGAAGUCGGAGUGCCCAUUAUUGACCAAGAUUCCUGCAACUCCAUGUACCAGAUGGACUCGUAUAACUUGGACAAGGUGUCCAUCCUGUCAGACAUGAUCUGUGCUGGAUACCAGGAGGGGGGCAAGGACUCGUGUCAGGGGGACUCUGGCGGACCCCUCGUCUGUUCCGUCGGGAACGGCACGUGGAUCCAGGCGGGCGUCGUGAGUUUCGGACUGGGAUGCGCUCAGAAGAACAGACCCGGCGUGUACGCCAGAGUGUCGAGCUUCGCGGGCCUGAUCCGCUCCACGGUGCCGGACGCCCAGCUGCUGGAUCGCGCCUGUCAGCGUGCGGCUCACAGCCUGGUGGUGCUCAGUGUGGCUCUCACAGCAGUGAUGUUGGGUAGGUAGUGACCGUGUUCAGUGGACCCACGCUGUAAUACUGACCUGCGGCACGGACACGGCCGAUUACACCAUCUCGCACUCUGGAGCCGCGCCCAACACUCUCUCUAUCUAACAGUCAUCAUAAAGCAGCAGCGGUGCUCAAACGGGAAACAAAUCAACUAUCAGGUGUUUAAUAAGGUUUGCUGAUAAACAGCUGAUCUGGUGUAUUUAAUGAAUUAAUCCCCAUCGUUUACUGCCAUGCUCGAUAAAUCAAACGCUAUUAGGAAGGAUUUCAGAUAAACAGCUGUUUAAGUGGAAUGGCUGAACCCAAACCAUAGUGUUUAUUUUUAUAAAUCUAAAAUGCAUCAUUCUUUUUUUUUAUUUUAUUUUAAAUGAAUGAAAUAAUGACUUCAGUGUGUGUUGUGUAUUUACCUCUAAGUUAAAACUUCAGUAAGUGUUUAUCACCGCUUCAUUUUAUAACCUUAAACCCGCUAUUUUUAAGCACCAAAGUGUUUAAUGAAUAUAAUGAGAUAUAUUUGCUGAAAUAUAAUGAUGGAUGGCUUACAUCAGACUCCUCUGUUUUGUUUGUUGGUAAUUUACUCACUGGAACAAUUAACGUUAUUCAUUUCAGAAGUUUAUUGUCCAGGAAAAAUGGAAAUAGAGCCUGUUUCUUAUCCAGCGUUCAUUUUCUUUUCCACCUGAAUUCACACGGACAAGAAAUAAUCAACAUGAUCAGUGCUCUUCACUCUCCAUCUUACACCACGGCAAAAACUCUCAUUCAUAACCUUCAUAUUUCACAAUAUCUGUUUAUAUUUAACACACACACACUUUUUAUAUAGAAAUAAUGGGCCUCAUAUAUCAAGCUGGAUAUGAAGGGAUUUAUUCGUAAAUCCUUCCUACGAUCGUUUCUAUAAGAAAUUCAAUAAAAGGUUCGUAUCCUACUCGUGCUCCUGAGUGUGUGUAAAUUUACUCAUAAGAAGAAUAACUGACGUAAACCUCGACCUGAUGGACUUCAGAUCCUAUAAUCUGCAGGGAUUACUGCACUUUUCUCUCUGGAACAUUCUGUGGAGUUUAAACUGUUUGUGUUUAUGACGUUUGCAGCGUUUAGCAGACGCCCUUAUCCAGAGCGACUGAUAGAAGAGCUUUAGAGUCUCGAUCAGAAACACGUCCUCAUGCUAGUUCACUCGCUCAGGGACUCAGAGCUCCAUCCACGACAUUUACUCAAAACCAGACGCUUUAUUUUAUUGGCUUUAAUUAAAGAAUAUAAAAAUAAAGAAAGAAAGCUAAUCAAUACAAACCUUUACACUGAGACAAAUAAAACUAAUCAUUCAGUUAUGAUAAAGAAACAGCGGUGUAUAAGCGGAGGACGAGCCGCUCUGUCUGCGCAGAGCCGUAAGCCGUAAACAAACGCCUCAGCUGACGGAGGAUUUAGCGCUCGCUUAUUAUUACUAAUAUUAAAUAUUUUCAAAUGUAUUUAUUGGCAUAGAAGUGAGUCAAAAUAACUUCCACUUCUGUUUUUCAGUCUUCACCCUGAUCGCUCAUUUCGUGCUCCCAGCUGUCUGUGCGCUUUACCUUUUUACCUUUUAUGGAGUUUUGUGGGCGUCGCUACGUGUAAAUGAGGCGUGUCAGGAGCGAGCUUUGAGUACACGAGCACGAAGAAAAUCAGCGUUUCUGAAACGUUUGUAAAUCCAGUGGAAGCUUUUAGUUCGGUUCGGUUUACGCAAACA
This is a messenger RNA of Pangasianodon hypophthalmus (striped catfish), 2937 nucleotides long. Its product is annotated as serine protease 27. Gene Ontology annotation, biological process: proteolysis. The record is from RefSeq and is a predicted model, not a curated record. Lineage: Eukaryota; Metazoa; Chordata; Actinopteri; Siluriformes; Pangasiidae. Bases 287 to 1237 code for a protein of 316 amino acids. The transcript has 7 exons. Gene Ontology annotation, molecular function: serine-type endopeptidase activity.